GUUGUAGUUUCUCCGCUCCCCUGCAUUUGUUCCUCUCCUGGCCGACACGUCGGGACCGCACGGAGCAGCCGAUCAGCUGGCUUACUUCCUGUCCAGAUGGGUUUACAUGAACGGAGCUACACGUUUGUGACACCACACACGAGAUUAAGCAUCGGUCAUCCCUUCAUUUGGAAGUCUUAAGUUACACUACCUGGACACCUGAACGUUUUCCUGUUUCUUUUCCACCUGGAAGCACAGUAUAUAUAAAAAAAAAAGAAGGAAAUAAUAUAUAGAACGAUAUACAUAUAAACUGAAACCCAAAAAUGACUUCAGAACUUGAGAGCAGCCUCACCUCUAUGGACUGGCUUCCCCAGCUGACAGUAAGAGCUGCCAUUCAAAAUGCUGACUCCAACCAGAACACCCACGGAUCUGGGAUCUCCAAGAAGAGCGCCCUCAUCGACCCCAACACAACACUGGACCAGGAGGAAGUACAGCAGCACAAAGACGGCAAGCCCCCCUAUAGUUACGCCAGUCUCAUUACCUUUGCUAUCAACAGCUCACCAAAAAAGAAAAUGACUCUUAGUGAGAUUUACCAGUGGAUCUGUGAUAAUUUCCCCUACUAUAAGGAGGCUGGAAGUGGCUGGAAGAAUUCUAUACGACACAACCUGUCAUUGAAUAAGUGCUUUCUGAAAGUGCCUCGGUCCAAGGAUGACCCUGGAAAGGGUUCCUAUUGGGCAAUAGACACAAAUCCAAAGGAGGAUGCGCUGCCAGCACGGCCAAAAAAGAGGCCGCGAUCUGGAGAGCGGGCCUCUACACCAUACAGUAUAGAUUCCGACUCCUUGGGAAUGGAUUGUAUAAUCUCUGGAAGUGCCUCUCCAAGCCUGGCUAUCAACACUGUGACUAACAAGGUAACUUUAUACAACACAAGUCAGGAUGGCAAUGACAGUCCUCGAAGUAGCCUUAACAACAGCCUUUCUGACCAGAGUGUGUCAUCCUUAAACUUGAACAGUGUUGGCAGUGUGCACAGCUAUACCCCAGUACCGAGCCAUCCCGAGCAACCCGCUCCAACAUUAACGCAGCAGUCACAGUACAACACCCCGGAGCGAGAAAAACUGUUCUCUGAAUAUAACUUUGAAGAUCUCAGUGAUUCAUUUCGAAGCCUAUACAAGAAUGUAUUUGCUCAGUCAAUAAGUCAAGGACUGAUGAAUCUCCAGUCAGAAUCCUCCCAGCAGACACAUUCACCCUGCUCUUAUCAGCACUCCCCUAGUAGCACAAUGAGUUCUCAGCAGCACGGUAGCCAAAAUAACCUGACAAAUAGCCAUGCAAGUAAUCUUGGCACAACUGUGGGUGACUCUAUGGGACAAGUGCACAUGUCCCACGCUCCCAUCCACACACAGCAGUCCCAGCAGUCACCACACAUACAUCACACUGUAGUACAUCAUCAGCACCCCAACCAGCACACAUCUCACUGUCACCAACCGCAGCACCCCCAGCAACGCGCUGCUCACCCUGCCCAGCAUUCACCGCACCAUGCGCAGCACACCGCUCAGCACUCUGCCCAACACCAGCAUAUACAGCACCACCCGAAUCAUCAGCACCAACCUCUUGCACAUCAGACCUCUCUAACCCAGCAGCAGCUACCUUGUAAUUCAGACUGGUACUCAACUCUAGACAUGCUCAAAGAAAGCUGCCGCAUUGCCAGCAGUGCCAACUGGUCAGAGGUGGAUCUCUCCCAGUUUCAAGGUUUAAUGGAAAGUAUGAGACAAGCGGAUCUUAAGAACUGGUCGCUGGAUCAGGGUCAGCUUGCAGACCUGUGUUCCUCGCUCAGUGAAUUCUUCAAUCACACCGGGUUCAUCCAUCCACAGAGCAAUGUCCCGUCACCUGUAUGUCAUGGUAACAUGCAUAAUACAAAACCCACACAGCACCUUGGGACAGGAAAUAUUUAUCUGGACUCCAGGCAAAAUAUUCCUACUUCAAUGAUGGGACCCCCAGGUUAUACUCAUUUGCCCCCUAUGAGCACUACAGCAUCCGGCUUGUCAGGGCACCACGGAGUAAUGAACCAGCCUCACAUGAUGCCGUCCUCAAAUUUUCACAUACGUCGCCCCCUUCCUGCAGAUGACAUCCAAGAUGAUUUUGACUGGGACUCUAUUGUAUAGCGCCAUUACAGACACAUAGCUCUACUGUCUUGUUACCCCACGUGUUGUUGGUAUAAGUGACCAUGAAUGUGAUGUGAAAGAAAAGAGGAAGGUAAAGAUAUCCAAGUGCGGAGCAAAGCACAAAGAACGGCUGCCACUGAUGACAAUCAACCCUCUGCGUAGCAGGAGAAAUGAUAUUGAUGCUUAUGAGUUGACCUGUAAUUCAGUGCUCUGCUGCCUGCCGCUCACGGGCUGUUCUCAGAAUACAACCUCCAGUAUCUCCUGCUGGGGCAUGCUUGCAGUUGUAGUUUUCCGGCAGGUCGCAGAGCACCCCUGUGGAUCAUGUUGGUCUCCCUGACAAGCUGGAGCCGCUCCGAUUUUUCCGUGAUUCUCGACAGCUUAUUCUGCUUUCUGAAAUCUGGCCGAAUCUCCCUGAGCACUGUCACUUAUCUACGUGCAUUUCAUUAUCCCUACCCGGACAGGUGGCAUUUUUUUGGGACGCUCUCAGUCCAUUUUGUGUCUAUUUAUAUGAGCUAGGUGUAGCGCCAUUGUGUUGCUCUUCUGUUUAGUUAUGUGAUUCUCGAAGGAAUUUUUAUUGUUACACUGCCAUAUAACAAAGCAACCGCCAUCCGAUGACACUGUGACAGUGAUUGGCAGAAUGUCAUUAUUGAGAUGUCUUAUAUGUGAGGGGACGUUAAAUACAUCUGUAUGUGACACACUGCAUAGGGGCUCUCCAUUCCUUUUGUUACAAUACAAGUUUUCAAAGAAGAUUGCCCCUCACUCGCCAAGCGCUGUGUCCUCUUCGUACAGCUGAUCGGUGGGGGUGCCAGGAGUCGCACCCCCACUGAUCAGAUAUUGAUGACCUAUCCUGAGGACGGGCCAUCAAUAUCAAAAUCCCAGAGAACCCCUUUAAGGAGCAGCUGACAGAAUAUCUCCUUGCAGUGGGAUGAACCCCUGCUAGACUGUUCUUUUGUGGUUCCAUUCAAAGCUUCAUAGAUUUCUGUUGCGUUCUGUCCAUUAUCAUCGGUUUGGUUUCUCCUUCUCCUCUUAACCCCAGACUGGACCGUUACCAUCCACUUUUAGUCCUCUUUCACACAAACUAGUUUUCCAUCCGGGGGCGAUCCGUGAAGUAAACGCAUAGCAUCCGGACCCAUUCAUUUCAAUGGGUCUGUGCACAUGAUCAGUUUUUUGGCGUUCAGUAAAAAUUGCAGCAUGUUCUAUAUUCAGCGUUUUUUAUGCAGCCCUGGCUCCAUAGAAGUGAAUGGGGCUUCAGUGAAAAACUAUAGGCAUCCGGAUGCAAUGUAUUUUCACUGAUGUUUGCUAGAAGAUGUAGUUUGUAAUUCUUCAUAUUUUUUUAUUUUUUUUUUCACUCGUGCAAAAAAACGCAUGAAGAACUGAACUGAAUGCAAUUGCAGACAUAAAGUAAACUUGUUUGCGAAACAAUCCGUUUUUUCCUGAAUAGAUCCUGACAAUCCGUAUCGCUUGUGUGAAAGAGGCCUAAAUUAGAUUACCGAAUCAAUGACUUGGAGUGGAUUGGGGGACUUGUUUUCACAUUUGUAUGUCCACGUGGUGUGAAAAUCGCUGCACUGUGUCACUUACUGAAGUGUUCUCACCUUUUACUGCUUACGGUCAGGGGUAGUUGCUGUAGAACUACAUGUCCCAGCAUGUGUGCCGUCUUCUUCUAAGAACACAAUCUUUGCUCCUGUCUUCAUGGUAAAUGGGAUUUUGUGCAAAGGAACCUUGGAUUUUAGUGCCUACUAGUGGUUCCAAACUGUGGCUGUCAGGACAUGCUGGAAGUUGUAGUACUUCAGCAGCUGGCAACCACUUCUGAUUAUCUGCCAUUCAGUACAUUUAUUAGUGCGUUGGAGUGAAAUUCGACAUCUGUGGCCACCUUCACCUUGAUGGGUAGCUGUCACCAAGAAAUUAACGUGCAUAAAAUGUAAGUACGCUGGGACGUAUUCAUAAAAAGCGGUUCAAAGUCGUGGCAGAGACUGUAGCAACCAAUGAGAUUCCAGCUGUCCGAUAAAAAUGUGGUGAUCUGAUUGAUUGCCAUGGGGAAAAUACUCUCUUUUAAAGGCACGGUCCAGGAUUCCAAAUAUAGCGCCACGCCUGUCCGUGUUCAUUUACAUCAAUGACGCUGAGCUGCAAUACCAGGCACUACCCAUGUACAGGGGUGACGCUGCUCUGGGACAAGAUGCAGUAGUACUACAAAUCCCAGCAUCCACUGUUAGUAAAGAAAGCUGCUACCAUUUCUUGUAGGGUAUGCUGGAUGAGUGACACGUAGUCACGGCUCCAUACUGCCUGUACUAUAGGCUCCUCCGUCUCCGAUCACUCAGUGCUUCUGUGUUGUCGUUUCUUUGUUCAUACGUGUGCAAUAUCGCCAUUGCAAUAUCAUUAUGUUUACAUUUUUAGAGCAUAUUCCCUAGUCGUCGAAUCAAGACUUUUAGACCAUCGUAUAAAUUAUUCUCUUAUAAAUAUAGGACAGCCGGGGCACGGGACAAUUUAUCCAUAUGCCGGCCUUGUAAACCCCCAGCAACCAAUCACAGCACAGAGCAGUGUACGAAAUGAAAGCCGAGCUCUGAUUGGUUGCAAAGGGCACCGAUGCCAGGCAGUCUGGAUCAGCAGAUGCGUGCCUAUGGCGCUAUAGGUGCCAUCACCUGCCCAUGUUAUUUUAGGACAGAGAUAUAUGUGUAAAUACGUAAUUUUAUGUAACAGUAGGAAAUAAUGAUGAUAUCAUGCAGUUUGCACAGCAGGAUUAAAAAAUAAAAACUGUUCAAGGUAUGCAGCCCCAGACCAUGGACUGAAAACUUGUAGUUUGCAAGAGCCUUAAAGGGGUUCUCCAGAAUUAGAAAAGCAUGGCUGCUUUCUUCCAGAAACAGCACCACACCUGUCCACUGGUUUUGCAUGGUAUUGCAUAUCAGCCCCAAUCACUUAAAGUGGAACUUUACUACCAGCCACAACCCAUGGACAGGUGUGGCGCUGUUUCCGGAAGAAAGCGGUUAUGUUUUUCUAGAUUAGUGUGAUUUAUUGCUUUAUGUAAAUCAUUUUAUUUUAAAGGGAGCUCGUUACCUCCAUUAGACUAGAGCUGGCAUGCUCAACUUGUGGCCCUCCAGCUGUUGUAAAAUUACAACUCCCACAAUGCCCUGCUGUAGGCGGUUCGGGCAUGCUGGGAGUUGUAGUUUUGCAACAGCUGGAGGGCCACAGGUUGAGCAUGCCUGGACUAGGGCAUCUGCACAAUAAACAACCAUAGCUGAGGUAGUCGGUGCCAGGGUAAUCACUAAAUGACCCUAAAGUGUCAAUUAAAUGGGUUUUCCCCUCUAUUAAAGGGGAUGGCCUAGCGCCAACACUGCCUGAUCGGUGGACGUUUGACUGCCAUGAUCUCCAUCUAUUACCUGUAAUGCCACCCAAGGGGACCAUGCUCAGACCCCCACCAAUCUAGUGAUAUCACAUACCCAAAAGAUGGGUACGCUUCCUUGAUGGGCCAGCACCACUCUCUUUCCAGGAAUAUUUUUAUAUAUGGUUUUUAGGAUUCAUGGUUGUAGAUGUCCUUGUACCUCUCUGCUCUGUUCGCCAGAUGAGAGGACUCCUAGAAGGUGAUUUUCCACCUUAGCAGGGCCGUCUGAUGGGCACUUCUGUCUACUGCAGGCAUCAGAUUAAGGAUGCCUUAAAGGGAAGGUGGCAUUUCUUAAACACUGGCUACCUUUAAAAGGCUUUACAGGGUUAGCAAAACAAGAAAUGUAAACUAGAUACCCACGCCAUAUACUCUUGUAGGGUAAGAUUGGGUACAGUAUACAGUAAAUCUACUGUAGGGGGAGGCAUUAUAUAAUCCUGGAUCAGUCCGGGGGGUUCUUCCGUCAGUGAGUGGGCUUUGUGAUUUGUGGCCAUUGAUCGGUGUUGUGAUUCCCACCUCCCCAAUACCACACCGAGAGGUUUAUGCAUUUGUGUGGUUUUAUGCAUUUUAGAUAAGCCUCGAGACAUCCCCCAACAGAACAGUCCUAGAGAGGCAAGACUAGUACUCCACCAUAGUAUUUAGUUUUCCAGGUAUGUAUAAUAUCAAAAUGAUUACAUCCAGUAACAGUUCCACUCUAGUCCUUAGGCUGUGUCUGGUACUGCACCUCCCUCGCUUGAAUAGGGCUGACCUGCAAUACCAAAGAGAACCUGUGGACUGGUGUGGCGUCUGUUCUGCAAAAAAAAGUGACACUUUAUUUUUUCUAAUCCUGGACAGGCCCUUUCAGUUUCUUUAUUUCUAUUAAUAAAUUUUAUUUUACAGGAGCGCAAAUGUUAAAUAAAAAAUACAUAUACGUGAGAGUGUGCUGUGCGGGUGGCGUAUCACGUGACCCCUCCUCAUCCACUCUGAAAACAAUCAUGUGACAGCCUGCAGACCCAGGAGGAAUGGAGCGUGUCACAUGAUCAUUUUUUUGGAGCUGCUGAGUGACAUCAAGUGAUACACCAUGUGACUCCUCGGAACCAAUACUGAUAUUUCAGCCCCUGUUUAGUGUAUGUGAUUACACUAGUGUAACUCUAGAAAGACAUCACACUGAUGUCAUAGUGACAAGUUAGGCUUAAUAGCGGGUUAUAUCACAUAAGACAAUAUUUCUCAAUUGGCUUUUUUUUUUUUUUUUUUUAAUUAAUUCUCCUAUGUCUAGACAUUGCUGUUACAUAGUAGUCAUGGCGCUUCCUGGUGUUCAUCUGAUUCUCUUGCCCAACGUUCACCUAAUAUGUCCAGUGUCAGUGGUCACACAUGCUCAGUCCCUCUGCUCAGAUCCUCCUGUACCCAAGCAGAGGAGUGAUCCUUUCUUUUGUGUAGAAGUGCCUUCAUCUCACCAGCACAGGAUGCAUUGGGCACAGGUUUUGAAAAGGGAAUCAAAGCAACACAAGGGGGCACCAUAAUAAAUAUGCAAUGGCAAUAUCUAUACACAGGAGCAUUUAAUAAAAAUUAUUCCCAUUGAAAAAUGUUUGAGUGCUCUAACCUAGAAAUGGAAAUGAUGGGACUAAUGCUACAUCUCUUAAAGCUGAGCUUCCACUGUGGUUGCUUUUUGUCAUAUGAACAGCACGUCACUACUACCAGGGCUACACUCCUCUCUAGCUGCUUUACUGCAGUGUAGGAAAGUAAGGUUUAUCCCCCACCCCCUCACACUAUAUAUACCUGUAGACAGUAUAUACCCCGUUAAAGGUGUUGUCCAGGAUCGGAGAAAUAUGGCUGCUUUUUUUUUUUUUUUUUAAAACAGCACCACACCUGUCCACAGGUUGUGUGUGAUAUUGCUGAGCGGUAAUAUCCAUGGACAGGUGUGGUGCUGUUUUUGAAAGAAUGCUGCCAUUUUGUAAACCUGGACCACCCCUUUAAGUCCCUGUUAUGCUCCAACAGCAAAUGAGGCCUUUUAGUUUUUCCACGUUCUAAGGCGCCAUCUCUGUCUCUGCUACACCUGUCACCCCCUUCCUCUGUCAUUGUAUAAGAAGUGAGAGCUGUUCCAGCCAAACCGUACGAUCCCAGCAUUUGUGGCCCUAGUGAGUCUGUGUCAUUGUACGUUUUGUUCAUGUAAAUAAUUCUCUUCUGAUUGUCCUGUCCAAGGAGCGCAACUCAGUUCUAGGAAGGGGAUUCAAUAGGAAUAGACUAUUUUGAUAUUGUUCAUUUAAGAGGAUGAUCUAUGUGUACAUAUCUAUAUUGUAUAUAUGUGAUGACAAUGGAUUUGGCUUUUUUUUUUUUUUGUUUAUUUUGUUUUUGUUUUUUGUUUUUGUGCAACACUACCUUCCCCCCCGUACUGCUGUUCUACAGUCAGUGUUUUAAUGUUUAUACCUUUUUUGUUAUUGCACGGUUUAAUACAUUUGCUGAAAAAGAUGCAGCGCAAACUCUUGUAAAACUGCGGUGCUGUAUCAUUAUGAAAAGUGUCAUGGGAUUGUUGCUGACGGAUGUGAUAUGCAUGGAAGGCACUUAAAAAAAAAAAACUAAUAAA
Bufo bufo (common toad) is the source of this 8065-nucleotide messenger RNA. RefSeq names its product forkhead box J3 (gene FOXJ3). The record is from RefSeq and is a predicted model, not a curated record. Gene Ontology annotation, molecular function: RNA polymerase II cis-regulatory region sequence-specific DNA binding; DNA-binding transcription factor activity, RNA polymerase II-specific. Gene Ontology annotation, cellular component: nucleus. Gene Ontology annotation, biological process: regulation of transcription by RNA polymerase II. The transcript is spliced from 13 exons. Bases 303 to 2135 code for a protein of 610 amino acids. NCBI's taxonomy places the organism in Eukaryota, Metazoa, Chordata, Amphibia, Anura, Bufonidae.